Messenger RNA from Neurospora tetraspora, 1608 nucleotides. RefSeq lists its product as uncharacterized. Bases 137 to 1537 code for a protein of 466 amino acids. The transcript has a single exon. The record is from RefSeq and is a predicted model, not a curated record. NCBI's taxonomy places the organism in Eukaryota, Fungi, Ascomycota, Sordariomycetes, Sordariales, Sordariaceae.
AGAGGAAGGCAACACCUGAUACAAGUCGCUGGGACUCAAGUUAAAAGCCCAGAUCAGUGCUAAACCACUGGACACUUCGCAAUCAAAAUAACUCAGGCACCAAAACAUCACCAAGAUAUUAACGACUAUCAGCAUUAUGGAUAGUCUUCUGGAUCGACAAGAACCUGACUUCAUUUUGCUAUCACGAUACACCACCGAGUCUUCCCAGACAUGCCCGAGAACGUCUAGAGACACGCCAACCAAGCAGACCUCGCUACCGCCAUCACCAGCGUCCGAAAAUCUGUCAAAGCAAGCUUCGCGAUGUGCUCUUGGCCGAGAAGAUACUACGGCGGAAUCUCGAGUGCUCGUCCCUCGACGCGGCACAUCAAACAUCCCCGCAAAAAUUCCACGAGCGGUGGACACCAAGCCACAGAAAACCGUCACCGUAACCCUGUACGCAGCAAACCACAGGCCAUACGAAGUCCCCAUCAAAUUCUACCAUCAACAAACCACCAAGCGGUCUCGUCACGAACAGAUCUUCACCGGCCAAAUGCAAGGAGGACCCGAACUCCUCUCGUGGCUUGACGUCGUUCGCCCCAAGCUCUUCACCCAAAUCCCCAGCUUCGUUUUCCCACCGGGGGAUUCCUUUCUCACCCCGAAAGAAACAGUCAACCUCAUCGGCGGCCUCACCGAUCAACGCGAUGCCGAUACACACAGACUCUCACAGCUGACAGCCAAGUUCCUCCGCGAGUACUUUGCCAACAUGAGCAUGGAGAAUCGCCCGCUGUUGUACGGCCAAGCUCAAACAGACGACCAACAAUUGGCCUUUCACAAAGGCCUCCAUGACAUCUUCUUCUCUAUCCAAGUCCACCGGAGAAAGCAGAACAAGAACAUCGUUGGCGACCCACUGAAGGGACCACACCCGCUAGUGGCUAGAGCGGCGAAGGAGAAGUAUAUCCAGGGAGCGUGUUUUUACAUUCAUCCAUGUGUGAUGAAGAAGGUUGUUCAACAUGUUGUUGAGGCGCGCAGGGCCUUUCUUCUCAAGAAGCAGGGUCAGGGUCAGUGUCAGGCUCAACCACACGUCCAACCUCAAACGAACCGGUUUGGUUCAAUUCGCAUGAUGAAAAGCUGCGCCUCAUUGAAAGCAAACAAGAUGAACAACAACAACAGCAGCAUUCGCAGAAUGAAAAGUCACGCCUCCCUCAAAGGCACCGAGCUCACCAACAUGAGCAGCAACAAUAUCAUCAUUCCUAUGGUUCCAAUCCCAACAGAAGACUGGGGCCGCCGUGAUCCCCAGGCCUGGCUAGUCGGAUGGGACUUGGAGAUGGAGAGCUUGGCUUACAUGCAUCGGAGCAGCGAUUUUCCUCGCCUGGGAAAGAUGCACGAACGCCAGCUUGUUUAUUACCAGUUUGCCAGGAGUGUUGAUGAGUGGAUGUGGCGGUUGGAGCAGGCUGAGAAGAACGUCAACUAUAAACAGCCUGAGAAGAACGCCGACUGUGGACAGCUUAAGCCAAAGAGUCCUUGUGAGGAUACGGAGGAGUUGUUGAUUGAGCUUUGAUCAGGCUCGCGUCGGUGAUUUGUUUGUUGGGAUUGAGUGAUGGCUGCUGGGUAAUAAGUUAUGGAAUAAGC